AUGUCUUCCUUCUUCAUCCCGAACCCCAAUGUCGGUGACAAGGGCAACAGCGAGGAUUGGAGAAUUCGAGGCUACAACCCGCUCACGUCACCCGACCUGUUGCAACACGAGAUCUCCCAAACCAAGGAGUCGAAGAAGACAGUAUUGGAGGGAAGAGAAGAGGCGGUAGCUGCAGUGAACGGCACCGACCCCAACAACAGGCUUCUCGUCAUCAUCGGACCUUGCUCAAUCCACGAUCCUAAGGCUGCCUUGGAAUACUGCGAUAUGCUGUUGAAAGAGAAGGAGAAGCACAGGAAUGAGCUUAUCAUUGUUAUGCGCUCCUACCUCGAGAAGCCGCGUACGACGGUGGGCUGGAAGGGAUUGAUCAACGAUCCCGAGAUCGACAACAGCUUCCAGAUCAACAAGGGCCUGAAGAUGUCGCGUCAACUUUUCGUUGACUUGACGAGCAAGGGUAUGCCAAUCGCUAGCGAGAUGCUCGAUACUAUCUCACCCCAGUUCCUCGCGGAUGUCUUGUCAGUGGGCGCUGUUGGCGCUCGGACGACUGAAAGUCAGCUGCACCGCGAGCUCGCAAGUGGUCUGAGUUUCCCUGUCGGUUUCAAGAACGGAACUGAUGGCUCCCUCGGGGUGGCCAUCGAUGCCAUUGGCGCAGUCAGGCAUCCCCACCACUUCCUGUCUGUUACCAAACCCGGUGUAGUGGCCAUUGUGGGCACGGUUGGCAACGAGGACUGCUUCGUCAUCCUCAGGGGUGGUACCAAGGGCACCAACUACGAUGCCCAGAGCAUCGCCGAGGCCAAGGCUUCACUCGAGAAGGCCGGCCUGCCGCAGCGCUUGAUGGUUGACUGCAGCCACGGAAACUCACUCAAGAACCACAAGAACCAGCCCAAGGUUGCUGCCACCCUUGCCGAGCAGAUCGAGAAGGGCGAGGAUGGCAUUAUGGGAGUCAUGAUUGAGAGCAACAUCAAUGAAGGCAACCAGAAGGUACCCAAGGAGGGCAAGGCUGGCCUUAAGUACGGUGUCAGUAUUACCGAUGCCUGCAUCGGCUGGGACGAUACAGUGGCCGUCCUCGAUCAGCUUGCUGCAGCUGUCAAGAAGCGGAGAGAAGUCUUGAAAGCCAACGGCCAUUCAUAG
Thyridium curvatum is the source of this 1128-nucleotide messenger RNA. RefSeq lists its product as uncharacterized. Gene Ontology annotation, biological process: aromatic amino acid biosynthetic process. Gene Ontology annotation, molecular function: 3-deoxy-7-phosphoheptulonate synthase activity. Lineage: Eukaryota; Fungi; Ascomycota; Sordariomycetes; Thyridiales; Thyridiaceae. The record is from RefSeq and is a predicted model, not a curated record. Gene Ontology annotation, cellular component: cytoplasm. The transcript is spliced from 4 exons. The coding region runs from base 1 to 1128 and encodes 375 amino acids.